AUGGCUCCGAAGUCGCGAGCAAAGAGAACCAACAAAUCCGCCCGUAAAGCCACUGCUGGGACCUCCCCUGAAACUCCUGCUGCAACCACCGCAGUGACCACAUCCGCCGUCGUCGAAACCACUCCCUCGGAAAUCACAAUCGACGUUGAAACCACUCCCUUUGAUACCUCUGCCGAAACUGCUCCUGAAACCAACCUUGCAACAAUCCACCCGGAAACCACCACUACCAUCGUCGAUACCACUCCUCUAGAAACUUCCGCUAGAACCUCUCCGGAAACCACCAUUGCAACAAUUCCUCUGGACACCACUGCAACGGAAACAACUGUUGGGACUUCUGCUCAAGAGGCCUCGGGUAAACUGUCCGAACAAGAGACGGCUGAUAAAUCCACAGAGCAGGAAAUAGCGGACAAAACUGCUGUAAAACAGGUCGUUAAGAAGACUGUAAGAAAAGUGAAGAAAGUGAUUAAGAAGAAGGUUCUCAAACGAGUCCCGAAGGCUCAAGAUGUCUCUUCUAAUUGCAGUGUAGAAUUACCAAAACCAGAGCUUCCUCUGCGCAAUGGCGAGGGAAAUAAUCCUUCGGUUUCGGGUCUAGUUGAAGUUGAAAACUCUAAGCAAUCCCAGCUUCCUGAGCCCAAAGGUUUUAAAUCAGUUUCGGCUGUAGUUCAGAGUGACGAGGUUACCAAAACUCAGCUCAAUGUGCAAAAUGCGGAGCCGGUUGGAACUCGGAAUGAUGGAUGUGAAGAUGGAAACAUUGAUGGUGAUUCUGGUGUUGGAGGUGAUGGUCAAGAAUCGGUACUCAAGGAAGAGGUGGAGAAUUGUGAGGAUGGUGGUGGUCCUAAGGAGGAAGAGGUGGAGAAUUGUGAGAAUGGUAGUGGUCAUAAGGAGAAAGAUGACAAGGGGAAUGGUGCCGUUAGGGACGAGGAAACAGAUGUUUCAGAGCGGCGUAAGAGGAGGAAAACUGAGAUUUUUAUUGGGGGACUUGGUAAGGAUGCCAAGGAGGAAGAUAUAAGGAAGGUUUUCGAAAAGAUUGGAGAAAUUGUGGAGGUUCGGCUGAUGAAGCAUAACCAGACUGGGAAGAAUAAGGGUUAUGCGUUCUUGAGGUAUGCCUCGGCAGCUGAUGCGAAAAGGGCUUUGACUAAAUACUCCAAAGUUGAGAUUUGUGGAAAGCAAUGUGGAACUGAACCUGUGGGGGUAAAUGACAGAAUAUUUCUCGGUAAUAUUGAUAAAAAAUGGAAGAAAGAAGAUAUUGUUAAGCUGCUGCAUGAUAUUGGAAUUGAGAAAAUUGACACAAUCACAUUAGUUACUGAUCCGAAUAAUGCUGAAUAUAAUCGUGGAUAUGCAUUUCUUGAACUUGAUACUAACAAAGAUGCGCAAAGUGCUUACAAGAAGCUUCAAAAGAAGGAUGCUUUUGGAAAGGGACGGAAUAUUAAAAUUGCUUGGGCUGAACCUCUGAAUGAGCCUGAUGAAGAGGAGAUGCUGAAGGUAAAAUCAGUUUAUGCUGAAUGUUUACCAUCCUAUUGGGAUGAGAAGGAUGUAAAGAAGCAUUUUGAAAAAUUUGGAGAGAUUGAUAGAGUUGUUCUUGCACGUAAUAUGCAUUCAGCUAGGAGAAAAGAUUUUGCCUUUGUUAACUAUACAACUCGUGAAGCUGCUCUUGCAUGCAUAGAGUCAAUCAACAAGGAAGGGUUGACUGAUGAAAGGACCAAGUUAAAUGUGAGGGCAUCACUUGCAAAACCUAUACCGAAAGGUAAGCAAAACAAAGGUGGUUCAAGGCCAGUUACAAAGGAUCAUUCCAAAGAGAAGCCAAAGACAGCCCAACGUGACACAAACCUAAAUGCAUCCUCCAACAAAGCAAUGUCUGAAGUAGUUUAUGGUUAUACGAGAGACAGAAGAUCUUCUACUUCCCAUGAACUUACACAGGUUUUGAGGGAACAGGCACCUUGGAGGCCAGGACAGAUAAGUUUGAGCAGAGGCUAUAGAGAUCAAGAUUAUGCAUACCCCAUGGCUGGAGGGAAACGCUCAUUUUCUGCGCUGGGAGGUGAUGUACAUUUUUCAGACCCACGAUCAUAUCCUCGUGCAUGUUUGGAUAGUUCUUUUUCAAUUCCAAGCUCCAGUAUAUUAUCCCAAGGUAUAAGUGGAGCAUCCCUCCUCUAUUAUCAGCCAUCAAUACCUGGUCACAAACCCGAUUCACCUUAUGGGUCUGCAGAUCAUUCAAGAUAUCUCCAGACAAAACUAGGAGCUGCUCCCUAUGGAAGUGGCCUUUAUCGUAAAUACUGACAAAUAUCCAUUGGAUCAAGCUAGCUAGCAGAGUCGCAGUAUUGAUACUUGUUUGCUCUUUCUAACAUUUGUUAGAUCAAGACUUAUUGUUGUUGAUUUACUCAGAAAUUCACUUUUCUUUGGACCGGAUGGCAAUGUUAGGAUUAUUGGAACUUGAAAAGAAUCAAAUCUCAACUCAGCGUAGUCAACAGUUUUUUCCCACCUUCAUUGUAAAUCUUGAAAUCAGGGCAGUCAAUUUAUUUUCAGCAUG
Molecule: messenger RNA, 2524 nt
Organism: Telopea speciosissima
Lineage: Eukaryota; Viridiplantae; Streptophyta; Magnoliopsida; Proteales; Proteaceae
Product: nucleolin 2-like
Exons: 12
Coding region: 1-2274 (757 amino acids)
Cellular component (GO): nucleus
Molecular function (GO): mRNA binding
Source: RefSeq, a predicted model, not a curated record